AUGAUACUUUGCUCUACGACGCACCGGAUCCUGGCCCAGCUGGCGCAAUAUCAGGGGAAGGGCAUAUGUGUACGGGCAACAAGUGGUAUAACGCGAAGUAAAAAGGGAGCUUCCGUUGCGAAUGCGAAUUCUCAGCCACCAACAACUUCCUCAGAAAAUACACUGCCUGGUCCGUUCGAGCUACCCGAUAAACCGGCAUUUUUGAUAGACGAAUAUUUGCGCUCGAUUACCGGCGAAUCCAAGCCGAAAAGCUUGCAAAAGGACGAUAGUCAAGCUGCCCUCGAAGCUACGAAGAAGCUUGGGCUUUCGAGCUAUCGAGCAAUCGUUUACACGGAAGACGAGUUGAAAAAAUGCGACUUGUCAAAACCUCCCUCACCGGAAAACCCGCAUCCUUUCAACCCAGCGCACAUUCCACCGACGUACUCGCGAAGCAUCGCUCCCUACGUGAAUACGUCGAAUUGUCUACAAGCACUCGUCGAGUUGGGCGUAGACCUUUUUGAGGUCGACACAUCAAAUCCCACCUUGACAAAACGUCUGGUGCGACUUGACUUAGAAAAAGACGUGAAGCCUCGGUUGCAAUGGCUAGUCAAUGAAGUCGGUUUUGAGCCAAGUCAGCUUGGAGAAUAUCUGACUCGAAACCCGUUUUUCCUGUUGCAGGAAUUGGACGACAUGCGAGCUCGUGUUGGCUAUUUGGAUUCGAAGGGAUUUUCGAAAGAGGAAAUAGUCAAGAUCGUCGACGGAUGCCGUUUCUGGGUGAAUUUUGACGUGGAAACGAUCGACCAUCGAUUGGGAUGGUUGCACCGCGAACUCAAGCUUACGGCGCCGCAGAUCCGGGCGUUAAUUUCGCUAGAGCCACGCCUGAUCCAGUUUGGCGUUGGGCAAUUAGAGAGGAUAUCGAAGCUGCUGGGCAAAGAGCUGAACUUCCGCGCCGAGCAAGUGAAGCGGAUGCUCAUCAAGGACCCUCGCGUGUUUUUGAUGAAUGCAAAGACGUUGACUGAGACGUUCAUCUAUGUAAAUCGGAUUAUGCGGCUCUCGAAGGAUCUGAUCAGCAAAAAUCCGUUGAUUUUGAGAUGUCACCUUUCCGCCAUUCGGAAUCGACACGAGUUCUUGAAGAAGCUUGGCCGAGCCAGCUAUGAAGAUAUUGAGGCAUUGGUACCGAGGCCCCAUGAGCCGAGUAGCCAGCUAGAAGCCAGUCGAGAAUCUCCUGCUGAGAAGUCUAACGAAUUGAUCCCUGUGGUCGAAAUGGCGCUCUUUCUACACCCUUCCGAUGAGAUUUUUGCAAGAAAAGCGGCUCGCACGUAUCUCGAAGUCUACAACGAUUUUUUGCGCACACAU
Mesorhabditis spiculigera is the source of this 1335-nucleotide messenger RNA. The record is from the annotation of a GenBank genome assembly. Lineage: Eukaryota; Metazoa; Nematoda; Chromadorea; Rhabditida; Rhabditidae.